UUCAUUUCAUUAGAAUAUUAAGCCCAUCCUAUCUCAGUAUAACUGACUGUCCUCAGAGUAACAGAAGAGUAAAGAGAUUUUAACUAACAAGCACCACAUUGCAGAACACACAUCUGAGGAAUGAAAGGCACUUUGACAAAGAUCUGCAGAGCACGACUCCUGGCUUCUUUCAUCCUCAUUGUGUGCAUUACAAUGACAUCUUCAAAGACUCGUGAUAUAACUGAGCUGAGAAAUAAAGUUUCAAAGAACAAGGUGAAUUCGAGGGGGAAUCUGUGGGCAACAGGGCAUUUCAUGGGCAAGAAGAGUGUUGUGGAUAGGUCCUUUAUGGAGUCUACCUCUGAAGGCACUCUCACUGAAGUCAGAUCUGGUGGUCACAGACAGGAAGACCUGCAGGCAGCGCUUAUCCAGGUGCUGCAAACUGUCGAACAGACACAGAGGAAACGCGUACUGGAAAUAGGAGGACGAGAUCGUGCUUGAGGAACAUUUGAGAUGUUACACCAUAAAUAUGAAAUCCUGCUGAUGAAGACAAGUUUUUUAAAUCUUGUGAAAAAUAAGCUCUAAUGUAAAUGGGUUUCUGUUUUUAAUGUGAUAUGUUACAUUGACUGAUAGUGUGAUGUCAAUCUGCAUGACUGCUGUUAAUAAAACAGACCAGUGGGCAGCCUUUUUUGCUUUGUUU
Messenger RNA from Monopterus albus (swamp eel), 676 nucleotides. It is a transcript of the gene nmba, whose product is annotated as neuromedin Ba. The transcript has 3 exons. The record is from RefSeq and is a predicted model, not a curated record. Bases 121 to 477 code for a protein of 118 amino acids. Gene Ontology annotation, biological process: neuropeptide signaling pathway. Lineage: Eukaryota; Metazoa; Chordata; Actinopteri; Synbranchiformes; Synbranchidae. Gene Ontology annotation, molecular function: neuropeptide hormone activity.